CCUGUUCCGAUCAUGAAUGCAAUGAACACACGACGCCUGUUCAACUCCAUGUCUGGGGUCUCAACAUGAAGUAUUUCCUUUUCCCCCGUAAAUUUUGACCUAUACUGACUGUCUUUCAGUGUCGUAAAGGAAAUAAAUAGAAUAAACGACGCCGAACUCAAACUUGGUACCUCCGCAUCAUGGCACGACGAAUAUAAAGAUUCGGCGCGCAUUUUCGUUGGUGGACUCAAUGUAGAACUCACAGAAGGGGAUGUCAUUGCGAUAUUUUCACAGUACGGUGAAAUAAUGGACAUCAACAUGCCGCGAGAAAAGGAAACUGGAAAGCCAAAAGGAUUCGCGUUUCUCAUGUAUGAGGAUCAACGAUCAACCAUCCUGGCGGUUGAUAACAUGAAUGGUGCAAAGGUUCUGGAGAGGACUCUGCGUGUUGACCACGUCAAGAAUUACCGACAACCAAAAUCAAAAGGCGAAGACGGAGAAUGGAUCGAACCUGAAGAAGAGACUUUCAACGCUAGGCCUGAAGUGGUUCAAGACGAGGAUCCUGGUUCAGAGUCAUCCGAAUCAUCGGGUCCAGAGAUUGACCCGGAAGACCCCAUGCGAGACUACUUGAUUCAGAAAAGACGAGAGGAAAAGGCACUCAAGACGAAGAAGAAGUCUAAAUCAAAAGGAAAGCACAAGGACGAGACACCUGAAGAACGACGAGUGCGGAAGGAGAGAAAGCGAGAGAAGAAGGAGAGGAAGAAAUUGAAGAAAUCGGAGGGUGUGAAAGGUGUCGAGGCUUUACUGGAAUCUCUGGGAGGACGUAAUGAUAAGCGGAGUUCCGCACAGUCGCGCUCACCGCCGCGAAGAGACCCUCGCAGUACGUCCCCUCCGAGGAGAGGCUUUCGCCCACGUUCCAGGUCACCUCCAAGAAGAGACCACCAUUCGCGCUCCAGGUCGCCUGUGAGACGACAAGGAGGUUCACAGUUGGAUUACGGCGGACUUGCAGACGAUCAUAGAGAUAGACGUUCCCACAGAAGAACGAAGGAUUGAUCGAAUGCGAAAUAAGAUGUAGAAUGGCGAGGUGAUGUAUAGUUUGAAUAACGAUCGGCCUACAAUGAACGUCGGCUUGUAGUGCGACUGAACCAGAAUCACCGAUGUUGGCUUAAGCUAUCAUAGCCAUGGGUCAUUCAAUUGCAACUUGGACUCGAAGGCUUCAGCUCACAAAUCGGCUACUACCUAUUGUAAGCCUUUUCCCCACCGUUCACAUUACUCUAUUGGUUCUAGACGAUCUGUAAACCACUUUCGCCGCAUCGAUCAAUAUCGCAAAGCCUCGCGACCACCAAUCUUAACCUCAUCCAAAAAAUCAUCAUGAAUAACGUUUCGGUGAAACUGGGAAUGAUGAUGGGCGUUGAACACGAAAUCUAUAUUCCUGCAGGCUCUGCAAUCAAUUGACUUGACUCACUUAUUCGGGGCUCGGUCAACGUUCGUUAAUUGUGGAAUGUGAUCUUCACCGACAGAGUAAGAACUUCUCAACGCGCACAAGCGAGUCAAAUGCGGCCGGAAAAUGGAUGGACUUGGACAGAAGGUGAAUCAAAAUUCGAUUGUAAACAGACAAAUGUACCUGCCCCAUGAUAUCGACCUAGAAAGAGAUCAAGCUAGGCCUGCCGCGCCUGUAAUCCUCCACGGCGAGAUCCUGGA
This is a messenger RNA of Marasmius oreades (fairy-ring Marasmius), 1677 nucleotides long. RefSeq lists its product as uncharacterized. The transcript is spliced from 4 exons. Gene Ontology annotation, cellular component: catalytic step 2 spliceosome; U2 snRNP; precatalytic spliceosome. Bases 286 to 1029 code for a protein of 247 amino acids. The record is from RefSeq and is a predicted model, not a curated record. NCBI's taxonomy places the organism in Eukaryota, Fungi, Basidiomycota, Agaricomycetes, Agaricales, Marasmiaceae. Gene Ontology annotation, molecular function: RNA binding. Gene Ontology annotation, biological process: mRNA splicing, via spliceosome.